This is a messenger RNA of Notechis scutatus (mainland tiger snake), 2814 nucleotides long. RefSeq names its product sclerostin domain containing 1 (gene SOSTDC1). The record is from RefSeq and is a predicted model, not a curated record. Gene Ontology annotation, molecular function: BMP binding. NCBI's taxonomy places the organism in Eukaryota, Metazoa, Chordata, Lepidosauria, Squamata, Elapidae. Gene Ontology annotation, biological process: negative regulation of Wnt signaling pathway; negative regulation of BMP signaling pathway.
AAGCAGAGAAGCGCUCACAUUCCAAGAGGUCUCUGCGACUGCUCUGGCCAUGCUUGCUGCCGCUCUGCACCUCCCGAGUUUUCUGCUGGCUUGCGCGCUCCUGAAGAGCUGCGUGGCAUUCAAAAACGAUGCAACCGAGGUCCUUUAUACCCACGUUGUCAAAACUGUCCCAGCCGGCAGCCACAACAACACCAUGAAUCAAGCGAGGCACGGAGGCAGGCAUGCAGGAUUCGAUCAGAGCAGUCGAGUUCAAGUUGGCUGUAGGGAAUUGAGAUCAACAAAAUAUAUUUCAGAUGGUCAAUGUACUAGCAUAAACCCUUUGAAAGAGUUAGUAUGUGCUGGGGAAUGCCUUCCUUUGCCAGUGCUACCUAACUGGAUUGGGGGAGGUUAUGGAUCCAAGUACUGGAGCAGAAGAAGCUCACAGGAAUGGAGAUGUGUCAAUGACAAAACUCGCACCCAGAGGAUUCAGCUGCAGUGUCAAGAUGGAAGCACCAGAACCUACAAAGUAACUGUGGUUACAGCUUGUAAGUGUAAACGAUACACAAGACAACACAAUGAAUCAAGCCAUAACUUCGAAGGAGCAACUCAAGCCAAGCCAAACCAACAUCAUAAAGAAAGAAAAAAGAACAGUAAAACCACAAUGCAAUCUCCAAGUUAGAACUUAAUGUAUGUGGAGAGUGCAUGUUCGUGUGUGUAUAUGUGUAUGCGGGCACACACAUACAUAUAUACAUACAUACAUACACAAAAACCCUUAUUAAUGACUCUCUGUUUUACAGAUGUCACUACCUAACAAAAGCCCUCUGAUGUUGUGGUUGCUUCUUCAGUGGGUAUAUACAUUUGUGGCUUUGACCAAACUCAGAAGGGCAUUCUUUUCUGAAGGAUUUUUUAGAGGUGACCUUCAUAUUUUAAAGCUGGCCUAUAAGCCAACAGUUUAUAUAUGCAUAUCUAAAUAAAGCAAAUGAAUAUUAUUGCCAUGGGAAGUCAAAUAUUUUAUACUGCAGACAGCAGCUAUUCUGAAUUUUUCAGGGGCACUUUUCAGAUCACACAUUUUCUUGGCAGCAAAGAUAUCUUAUUUAAAAUAAGUGUUUUAAUUAGAUUCAUUAGAGUGAAAUUAAAACAUUUAUUUUAAACAAGAUGUCAGUUUGUUGGGAUUAUUUCUCCCCAUAAUACAACUAUACGAACAAAUUGCUCAACAAAAAGAAAAAAAAUAAAGCAGGAAAAAAAUGAAAUUUGAAUAAAAUGUAUUUAUUUGACAUUGUAAUUAUUUAAUGAAUUUUAAUAUGCUUUCUAUUUUUUAAGAUGGCUGUCUGAUAUCUUUACCAUUCUUUAGAGCAGCAAAAUAUUUUCCUAUGAUUUGUUACCAAAUUAGAAUAUAUAUUUGUAGAUAAUGUAAAUAGAUAUUUUAAUCUUUAUAUUUUUUCUUUACAAAGAAACACAGUUCAAAUAAGAAAUUUUAAAAUGUUUUGUAAAUAUUUUGUAAAAUACAUUUUUGCAGUCCAAAUAUUGACUUGUCAAUUUCUUCCAUUUUAAUUAAAAAUUCCAAUAACAAUGCCUUUCAUUUUCUUUGGUGUAAUAAAAUAAGUGGUAUGAUAGUAUGGUAUAUACUAUAGUAACAGAGCACAUGCAAAAUACACUUUCUGGUAAUGCAAAGCGAAUGUAUUGAGCUAGGUAACCAAUUAGUUAAUUCAUACAAUGACCUGGCAAUAAUUUUUCUUGCAUCAUUUCUACAUCAGGAGACUUAAGUAAUAUGAAAAAUGAGCAUUGCCCAACAGAGAAAACUAUAUUGAAAGUUCACUCCACAGUCUUUUUUUGAGAUGAUAUCCUCAAUGGUAGGGAAAAUUCAUUAAGGGAGCUACUUCAGUGGCCUUCCAGAUAUAUAUCCGAACAUAUAUGAAAGACAAUUGUGCUGUCAUUGGCAUAACAGCAAAUUAAUUGAAAUGAUUCAUGGAAUGAUUGCAUGGUCUUAAAUCUGAUGUUCACUAUUGUAUUUGUACCUCACUGGAACUGAACUCAAAUAUUCCUGUUUAAAAAUAAAACUAUUUUGUCCUGGUAUCAGGUUUAGAGAUAGAUAGAGUCAAGAGAAAGACUGAUCAUUUUCUUGGAUUCUUUGUUCAAAUUCUUGGGUAUGACCAACAUAGUCAUUUUUAUUCCCCUCAGCUUUACUACAAAAAAACAGCAAUGUUUAUUCCAAUACAUUUUUUGCAACAUUCACCACAUACACUAAGAUUCAUGAAUACUCUAAAUUUUUAAAAAGGAACACUGUCAUUUCCACAGCUGCAAAACAGUUGUGCAUCUUAGUAUAAAUAUUACCAAAAUGACUUGUAUCUUAAACAAUUAUUUCUCUGUACAGAUAGUUCUCACCUUACAACCAUUUAGUAAACAAAAUUACAAUUGCAAAAAAAAAUUAUGGUAGUUAUUACUGGUUUUCACACUUAUGACUGUUGAAGCACCCCCAUGGUUACAUAAUCAAAACUCAUAUGCUUGCAACUGGCAUAUACUUACGUUUGCAAUGUCUCAAGGUAAUGUGAUCACCUUAUGCAAACUGAUGAGCAAAAGCAGGGGGAAGUUAAAUAUACUUAACAAUUGUGUUACUAAAUUAAGAACUGCAUGAUUCACUUAAGAACUCUGGCAAGAAAGAUUGUAAAAUGGGAGCAAAAUUCACUUAACAAAUGAAAAUUUUAGGCUCAAUUGUGGUCAUAGGUUGUACACUACCUGUAAUCCCACUUUUAAUAGAUUACAUUUAACUGCUAUUUAUAUGGACCAUUCUUAAAAUGUAUCAGAGAUUGUCUAGAAAUACUGUUUUCAAAAAACCUG